AUGUCAAAUGUCAUUCAAUUUGCUUACAAGCGCAUAGUGAUGACACCAAGUAAAAAAAGUCAUGGACAUACUACUAUACGAAUGGAACGUGUUAAACCGACAGAAAUGGAUAAUAGUAGUGUAAUGCAUGUAGCUGGUGGAGAUCAUAAAGGAAUUAUUAUUAAUAAGGAAGCUGUUUCAGGUGAUAUGGAUAUUAUUCCUCCCAAUUUAAGUCUUGAAUUUAAAGUAUUUUUAACAAAUGCUGUCAAUAAUACUCAUACAAAAGAAAGCAGGCAACUUCGAUUUUGGUUUAAAGAUGAUGUUUCUGAACCAGACCAAAUGAGAAAAGCUCAAGAAUUUUUCAAAGAAUUAAUUACUCCUUGUGAAUUUCCAAGAGAUUAUGUUGGUUUCAUAAAAAAGAUAAUGAAACUGAUGCAGAUAAGAUAUCCCUCAAUUAGGAAGAUAGAAGUUGAAAUUAAACAGCUUGAAGAAUAUAUUGAACCUCCAAGUCGUCCAGCUUCAGCUGAAAAGGAAAAGAAAAAUGGCCAGAUUCUCUUGCAGUUAACAUUGCCAUCAGAAGAUGUGGAUAAGAGAAGAAAAUUAUUAAAUAAAGUUUCAAUGGAUGAUAGUUCUGUAGGGAUGAAAUUUGAAAUAACUCAAGAGAAAGUUUUAGAACUUAUUGAAUCUGCAUAUCCAAAUCCAGUAUCAAUUUCGGAUAUUUCAAAAACAAGCCAGUCAUCUGAAGAAAUAGUGUACCUUCAUUUAACAGAAUUAAUCUCAAAAGGUUUAAUAAAGCAUAUGGAAAAUGGAAAUUAUACUAGAGUAACUCAGGAUGAUACAGAAGUAAAAAUGGUAAGACAAAUGCCAACUGUGGUCAGUUCACAGCAGCCUACAAUAGCCAUAAUUACAGCUCAGUAUUGUGAGAAGUUAGCAGUUGAUGCUAUGAUUGAAAACAAAGAUACAUAUGUUCGUUAUAAAACUGAAGGUAACUAUAAAUUUUAUUGUUACUGUUUGUUCCUCAUAAAUUUAAUACUAUAUUUAUUAUCUUUUGCAAUUUGAAACUGUACCUAAUUUGAUUGAAGACACUAUACCAGUGGCAUGCUGUGACAUUUGAUUAUAGGGAAGCUGUGUUUCUGUAAGAAGCCGACUUCCAGGGACAACCAAUUAAUUGCGCUUGAUUGUCUAUGGUCCAUUCAUAUUCAUUUGUUCGAUAAGCCAGUAAAAACUGUAGACUUCUAAAUGUAUUUUUCAUAUCACAAUUACAUUCU
Molecule: messenger RNA, 1247 nt
Organism: Centruroides sculpturatus (bark scorpion)
Lineage: Eukaryota; Metazoa; Arthropoda; Arachnida; Scorpiones; Buthidae
Exons: 9
Coding region: 1-1038 (345 amino acids)
Source: RefSeq, a predicted model, not a curated record